This is a messenger RNA of Trypanosoma cruzi, 1205 nucleotides long. Its product is annotated as dispersed gene family protein 1 (DGF-1), putative. The annotation marks the transcript as partial. The record is from RefSeq and is a predicted model, not a curated record. The transcript has a single exon. Lineage: Eukaryota; Euglenozoa; Kinetoplastea; Trypanosomatida; Trypanosomatidae.
UUUGUUGUUGAUGGUGGCGGGAUCAUUGUGAAGGGAAAUACGCUGAGUACGAUAGAGAAUAACGGCGUAGAAUCAUCUGUCUAUGUUUACGCUGUUGACGUGAACAAUGGCGGCUACUUUGAUUUGGAGAACAACACGAUGAGGGCCGUUAAUGGCGUUUAUGUUUUUGGGGAAACCACCGUGAGCUCUGCGGGGCUGCUGAGAGUGGCGGACAGCACCUUUGUUGACAUCGCACUGAUUUUUGAAUCUGCGCUGGUGCAUUUUGACGGCUCGGUGACACUCGAGGGUGGUGCGCAGUGGCGUGUGGAGGGCAACGACGUGAGGGCAGCCUCAGUAAUAGGCGUGCCAAAAUCCUUGCACAAAAUCAGGCUGUCGGACAGCGGCACUACCGUGGCGGUCACACACAACCGUCAGGUGGACUCCAGAUUGCCCUUUUUUAAUUUUUUUCCAUCGAUCAUUUUUGUAACGUCACCCGCGCGGUUUGUGGUUUGGUGCAACCUGCAGGGCGAUGAGGAGGUGUUGUAUGACGGUGUGUUUCCGGAGGACGUGGUGGUGUUCAGGUGCGGCGCAUGCAACGAUGACGCGGCGUGCUACAUGCCCGGGACGGAGUCGGUGGACCGCAGCUUGUGCUCGUGCAGCUGCAAGGGCGGAUGGCAUGGCGCGUCGUGUCUUCCCUUCGAGGUGCCCGACACGUUUGUGCCGCCCUUGCCGGAGAGAGCCGUCGACGGCGACACGAGCUGCGUGGUGAACCAGACGCUGACGAACCUCACGCUGAACAUGUGGAAGACGCACCACUGCUACGUGGGUGUGACAUUCAGCGGCGUGGGUGCUGCGCUGACGUUCUUCCUUAAAAGUAUGCCGCUGCAUCUCCCCAUCAACAUCACGCUCACCGGGUGCACAUUCCACGAGGGUGCCGCGCUGGAGUUUUUUGGGGGUGCUGAGGCGGCCGAGUCAGCCGGCGUCCUGAUCCGCGUGAGCCAGACGGUGAUGCGGUCCUCUGUAGUUGUGUUUGCAUUCGCCCUCCCGCAGCGCUGCGACAUCGCCAUCACGGAGGUUGACGCAGUGCAGUCUUCCGCAGUCCAGCUGCUUGACACUGUGAACAAAAGGUUGAGCGUAGUGACGCUGGACAACGUCGAGUUGACUGCGUCCUCGCUGUUGGUCGGCAACGUCAAUGCGCAUGCAUCGAAGUAUGGUGGGUUCGGUUU